Messenger RNA from Lucilia sericata (common green bottle fly), 1566 nucleotides. RefSeq lists its product as uncharacterized. NCBI's taxonomy places the organism in Eukaryota, Metazoa, Arthropoda, Insecta, Diptera, Calliphoridae. Bases 44 to 1255 code for a protein of 403 amino acids. The transcript has a single exon. The record is from RefSeq and is a predicted model, not a curated record.
AAUCACUCGAUAAUCAUUACUCGUCGUAGAAACUCUAAAGGGAAUGAAUUUGUUUGUUAUAAUUAGCGCUUUGGUAAUUCCAGUGUUCAGUGCACCUCAAGGUUAUGAAUACAAAAAACCGGUACCUGUAAUUGAGAGUUUUCCAUCGAUCGGAUCGCCAAAAGUUCCGACGUGUAAACAUGCAACACAAACAAUUGAGGAUACGCAAUUGUCCUUGAUACAGUCGCAAUCGCAAGGUAGAAUUGUCAACCAUAAAACCGGCGUAAAUCACAAUCUUGAGCCUGCUGCCAGCGUGUAUAGUCCACAGUUGCAUAAUGGGGAGAGUGUAUCAACACAAUUUCUCCCCAGUAUUAAUGUACCUCCAAAUCAGUUUUUUAGUGGAUAUUCGCACAAUCAAGGGAAUGUGGCAGCGAAUGCGCAAAUUAAUAAUUAUACACCAAUAGCUCCUGGGCCUGUACAUGCAUUCAGCACCGGAAAUACAGGAUAUAAACAUGAUGGCACAUAUGCAAAUUCUUUUGCUCAUACUAGCAACUUGGCAGCAACAACCUCUACACACCAUAACAUACAACAAAUUCCUAAUGUCGGAGUUAACAUUGCUAACUCUGUAGUGACAUCUGGAGGUUCCUUCAUAAACCCUCAUCAAUCAGACAACAGCAUUAAGCAAACAACGAAUACAAACUUAGACUUUAAUGUUGGUGUCCUAAAUGGUCAACUAGGACAAGUGAUACGUGAGACUUUUGAUAAUGCUCCGUUAGAUCCAUCUAUUGAAAAACAUAUUUAUGUACAUGUCCCACCAGAAGAUCUGGAAGAGGAUAACCAACCAAAAUUUGUUAACCAGCAGCAAGUGUUCAGCCCACCUAAGAAGCAUUAUAAAAUAAUUUUCAUUAAAGCCCCAUCUUAUCCAACCCCCAAUUACAGUCAAUUGGCAGCUGCAGUUGCUCCACAAACAGAGGAAAAGACUUUAGUUUAUGUAUUAGUGAAAAAACCCGAGCUUCCUUCUUUAGAACAAAUUCAGCAGUCCACAUACAAGUCUAGCAAGCCAGAAGUAUACUUUAUCAAAUACAAAACUCGCAAAGAUGGUGACGACAAUAAAUCAAUAGAUAAAAAACCAAUAGACACACAUUCUACAGAAAAUGGAAAUGGACUAAUUGAUAUAAGGUCUGGAGGAGUAAGUAAUGCAGUAAGUACAUCUACCUUAUAUAGUUCAUCACAUAACGAACCAAAGCAUGAACUGUACGGAGUACCGCUGCAGUAGUUUUUUAUUUAAUAUAUUUAACUACUUUUAUUAUAGUCUCAACCAUAUUUUUAAAUACUGGUUUGACAAAAUUAUUAGCUUUUUAGGAAAUAAUUGUCUGAAAGCCAUCAAACAUGUAACCUUAUUAUAAGUAACUUAUUGAAAACACUACCUAUUGUACAUACAUAUGUAUGUAUACUUAUAUGUAGUUGAUACUCGAUUUCCCAUUCAUCUUAUUUAUUUAUAUUUGUAUUUAUUAUUCAUUUCAUACCAUUAUUUUACUAUCGUGUAACUAAAAAAAUAAAGGAAACAGAAAAUACCUAAUAAAUAAA